CCCCUCCUCCCCUGCUGCUGUGGUGCGCUGUUGAGUUGAAGCGCAACAACCCGGAGAGCGCAGCAGCGACUUCAAGCGCUGCAACUUUGAUGACAGGGUUUUUUGGAGCCGUCGAUGAGCGCGUUUGAAGUGCCUUGCUGGUGAAGACAAGGGAGUCGAGUUUCGACCUGCGGUUCCCCCUCUACCAGUCGGAUCAAAAUGAAAUUCCUGAUUUAUGUGAUAGCAGUCGCCUUGGCGGUGAGCUCUGCGCACGGAGGUCCCAAGUCUGACGAGCCGUGUGGAGGCCUGGACUGUAGCGGAGGAUGCAGGUGCAAUCCAGAGAAAGGCAGCAGGGGUCGCCCAGGACCUCUUGGAGAAGUUGGUCAAGGUGGACCAGAGGGGCCACGUGGUGGUGUCGGGGCUUCAGGGCCUAAAGGAGAGAAAGGACAUGUUGGAUUGAAAGGACCAUCUGGGCCCAAAGGAGACAAGGGACCUAUGGGAGUUCCAGGGUUCCAAGGAAAUGAUGGAGUACCUGGUCACCCUGGUCUGGAGGGUGGCAGAGGACCACCAGGACUGGACGGUUGUAACGGGACCAGAGGAGAUCCUGGACCACCUGGAUACGGCGGGGCAGGAUCACCUGGAGUUACUGGAUAUGCUGGGCCUGCUGGGCCAAAGGGUCAAAAAGGAGAACCUCUAUACAUCUCAGACAAUGGCUACGCGAGUUUACCAGGUCUGCCAGGACAUGACGGUCAACCUGGUAUCAGAGGUCCUGAUGGUCCAACUGGUUUUCCUGGUACAAGAGGCCCUGAAGGAUUCCCCGGCCCGCCUGGUCCUCCCGGUCCCCCAGGACCAAUGGGGAGCCGUAGCGACGGAUAUCAAGGAGAGAGAGGAGACAAGGGUGACGUGGGCACGCCUGGUGACCCCGGCCAGCCACUGAUCAAUGGCGUUGUGGAGUUAAUGGGUUUUCCCAAAGGAAGCAAAGGAAUGCAGGGUGAACCUGGCCUAAAGGGACUGAGAGGAUUCCCUGGCACUGCUGGCCGACCUGGACCUUUCGGCUAUCGUGGUGAAUACGGAGAGAAAGGCAUUCCUGGAUACCCCGGUGGAAGAGGUGCUCCAGGUUUCAACGGGCCUCCUGGCAGUCCAGGACAACAGGGAUACAGAGGUAACCCAGGUUUCUCCGGACAACCAGGAUACAUAGGACCUAAGGGAGACCAGGGAGAGCCCGGACUACCAGGACCUCCAGCUUUCAUUUCUAAUUUUGGCAGUACUGUUCAAGGACCACCAGGUGACCCAGGUUACAAUGGAAUUCCUGGUGCCCGCGGUGACCAGGGACCUCCUGGAUUCCCAGGACCACCAGGACAACCAGGAAUUGGUGGUUAUGGCAUAGGUGUUGGAUCUCCAGGUUUACCCGGGGUAGAAGGCCCGAAGGGAGAGAAAGGUAACCCAGGAUUACCAGCCUAUGGAACUGAAGGACUCCCCGGCGCUCCUGGACUCCCUGGACCCAGAGGCCUUCCUGGACCUCAGGGCCCUUCUAGCCUUGCCGUUGGUCCGUGCGUCAUCCAUCCUGAGUGGUCCACCAAGCCCAAAGGUUCUCCCGUUGGUGUACCCGCUGUUCACCCUGGACAGCCUGGGUUGCCUGGAAACAGAGGAGAGCCGGGUAACACAGGAUACAAAGGCUACAGAGGUGAUCCUGGUGACUGUGCCUGCCUAGGAGGAGGCACCUCAGGAGCUUCUGGGUUACCUGGAGCCCCGGGAAGAAACGGCAGCCCUGGCUUUCCUGGAAGAAAGGGUGAGCUUGGUGACAGCGGUUCACCCGGCUUUAAUGGCGUUCAGGGACCUCCUGGUCGUGCUGGUGAAAGUGGUUACUUUGGUCGUAAGGGAGAGAAGGGGGCAUCUUACUACCCCACCCUGGGUUUUGGGGUAAAAGGAGAGAUUGGAGCUCCUGGACACCGAGGACCUACAGGUGAAACUGGAAAACCCGGCAGAGAUGGAAUAUCUGGCUUCCCCGGAGCUCCUGGACCCCCAGGCGACGCAGGCUACGGCACAGUAGGAGAGAAGGGUUUCCCAGGAUAUCCAGGUCCUAAAGGUCGUUCCGGCGGCCCUGGUGAACCCGGAGGCGGCUACGCUGGAACACCCGGUUUUCGGGGAGAACCCGGAGAGCCCGGUAUACCUGGGUUUCCAGGACAGCCAGGUUUACCUGGUCCGAGAGGUGAAAACAGCUGUGGAAGGGUUAAUGACGACGGAGAGGGAACGGGCCAUGUGCUACCUUGCACCAUACCCGGUGAGGAUGGAGACCCUGGUUACCCCGGUGUACCUGGACGACCAGGUCCUAAAGGCGAGUCAGGUUACCCAGGAGGCUCUGGACGUCCAGGGUUGGAUGGUGCCAAAGGAGAGAGAGGAGACCCUGGUUAUGGAGGCCAGCCUGGACCACAAGGUUUCCCUGGACCUAGAGGAGACCCUGGACUUCCAGGUGUUCCAGGACAUGGUUUUGAUGGACCUAAGGGAAAAGAUGGUGCUCCAGGAUAUCCUGGUGCGAAGGGUCAGCCUGGAGAGGUACUAGGAGCCUCACCAGGAUCUCCAGGACGGGAUGGUUUACCAGGAAUCCCUGGCGACAAGGGCCAGCCUGGGACACCAGGAGGAUCUGGAUUGCCUGGUGGUGACGGGCGUAACGGUCUACAUGGACUGAAAGGAGAGCGCGGUGUCGAUGGUUUUCCUGGUAUUCCCGGACUUCCUGGAACUCCAGGACCGCCGACUGGUGGCAUCAUCGGUCGACCUGGAUCUCCUGGCAACCAGGGACCAAGUGGAGCACCAGGCUGCCAAGGUUUCCCUGGUCGCAAGGGAGAAAGAGGAGACCCAGGUUUCCCAGGCCCUGCUGGAAUGAAGGGAACCCCAGGACUGACCGGCACCCCUGGACCAUCAGGGCCAAGGGGACCCCCCGGAGGACCAGGACCAGGAACUAGAGAGGGAGUCCCAGGAAUACCAGGAAGGAAGGGUGAGAUCGGUUUCCCAGGACUGAUGGGUUUCCCUGGACUGCCAGGUCGUCCUGGAAGCCCAGGGUUUCCUGGACAAAAAGGACUGGCUGGAGGACCCGGAAGAGACGGACUCUCCGGUGGUCCCGGAUACCCCGGACAGAAAGGUGACAGAGGAUACCCUGGAGCCCCCGGCUUGCCCUCUAGUUCUCCUCCAUUACAUUAUGCGGAGAAAGGAGAACCUGGAAUUCCUGGUGGCAACGGUCUACCUGGCUUCACCGGACCCAGAGGUGAUAAGGGUUUUCCAGGUCAGCCUGGUCGUCAGGGUCUGCCUGGACUUCCUGGUUACGCUGAGCAGAGUAAAGGACAGCGGGGAGAACCUGGAUUUCCAGGACGACCGGGAUCUCCAGGCUACCCCGGACCAAAGGGAGAAGCUGGAAUCGUGGGAUUCCCUGGCACGUCUGGAUCAAGAGGUGAUGAUGGUCCACCGGGUUUCCCAGGCAACCCUGGAGAAUUUGGUCGUUCUGGUGGAAAAGGUCAACCCGGAGAUUCAUAUGGUUAUCCUGGUGGUCCAGGAGCUAAAGGCCAGCCCGGAGAUUCAGGCUUCCCAGGUGGCCGUGGCAAUGAUGGCGCCCCCGGUGACAAUGGUUAUCCAGGAGGUUCAGGUUUCCCUGGUCAGAAAGGAGCUCCUGGUGAGCCAGGACGUCCUGGAACAACAGGCGCUCCUGGUUUCCCUGGACCAAAGGGCCAGAACGGCUACCCAGGAAGAAGUGGGACAGAUGGAUCACCUGGUCAGCCUGGUGGUCCUGGAGGUCCUGGAUCCAAAGGUUUGCCCGGAGCUCCUGGUUUGGAUGGACUGAAUGGCCUUGGUGGACCUAAAGGUCUCCCUGGAACUCCAGGUCCAAGCGGAGGAGGUCGUCCAGGUGCCCCUGGUAUUCCAGGACUGAAGGGAGAGAGAGGAGUCUCCUACCCAGGAGGUCCAGGCUUCCCCGGACCGAAGGGAGAGAGAGGAAAUUCAGGUGGACCUGGACUCCCAGGGUUCCCCGGGCGUCCCGGCCCUCCUGGUGAGACGAGGGUGUCAGAUGUUCCCGGACAAAUUGGAGACCCCGGCCUCCCUGGACUGGAUGGAGAGUAUGGUUUCCAAGGUCCUCCAGGUCCUCCUGGGCCACCUGGUCCAGGCACAGACCAGGGAGACAGAGGUGAUCCAGGACUCCCGGGCUUCCCAGGCUCCCCCGGCAGGAAAGGAGAUUCAGCAGGCCCUGGAGCCUCCGGACUCCCUGGCAGCCCCGGUUUUAAAGGAGCACGAGGUGAGCCUGGAUACAGCGGAGGUUCUGGUCUCAAGGGUUACGCUGGUGACCCCGGUUACUAUGGAGGCAAAGGACCCAAAGGAGUUCGAGGGCGUCCUGGCCGCAAAGGUAUCCCCGGAGUCAUGCUGCCCCCACGGGAUUUCGUGCGACCCUUCGGAGAUGUGGGCUUUCCCGGUGAAAAAGGAGGUCCCGGUGCCCCAGGAGGACCCGGUCUGCCAGGAACGUCCGGGCAUCCAGGUCCUAAAGGUCAUCCUGGUUCUGUGGGUAAACUUGGCAGGACUGGACCUGCUGGUCUCCCUGGAGCCAACGGUGACCCAGGACCCCCUGGUUUCCCUGGAGCCACUGGAGAACAAGGUUCUCCUGGUGCAGCCGGUCGUCCCGGCGCCCCCGGCGGCGUCGGCCGCAGUUACAGCAUCGGCUACACUCUGGUGAAGCACAGCCAGGACUCUCAGGUCCCCAUGUGUCCACAGGGCAUGGCCAAGCUGUGGGACGGAUACAGUCUGCUGUACGUGGAGGGACAGGAGAAGGCACAUAACCAGGACCUCGGUCAGCCAGGGUCGUGCCUCCCCAGGUUCAGCACCAUCCCUUUCCUGUACUGCUCCCCCAACGAGGUUUGCUACUACGCCAGCCGCAACGACAAAUCUUACUGGCUCUCCACAACCGCGUCCAUACCCAUGAUGCCUGUGGGUGAGCAGCAGAUUCAGGCUUACAUCAGCAGGUGUUCUGUGUGUGAAGCUCCGUCUCAGGCCGUGGCAGUCCACAGUCAGGACUUGACCAUCCCCACCUGUCCUCCAGGCUGGAGGAGUCUCUGGAUAGGAUACUCCUUCCUCAUGCACACGGCAGCCGGCGCUGAGGGUGGUGGUCAGUCCCUGGUCUCUCCUGGCUCCUGCCUGGAGGAUUUCCGCGCAACACCAUUCAUCGAGUGCAACGGAGCCAAGGGCACCUGCCACUACUUCGCCAACAAGUACAGCUUCUGGCUCACCACUGUAGAUCCCAACCAGGAGUUUGUGUAUUCGCCAGGACAGGAGACCCUGAAGGGAGGCCAGGAGCGCUCCAGAGUCAGCCGCUGUCAAGUCUGCAGCAAGAUCUUGUAGUAGUAGGAGGAGGUGAAUGGAGGAAGGGAAAUAUCAGGAGGUGAUAAAUUAACACCUCAAAGGAAAAUUUGAUUAUAAAGAGAUCUGUAAAAACAAGAACAAGUGACUGACUGAAAAUGAGCCCCUCUCCUGCUUUACUGGUGGUUUCAAAAUAGAGUCAAACUACAUUGGCCCCUGUUUUUUAGAAAGGCUUAUUAACAAAAAAAAAAAAAAAGAGGAGUUGGUGGGAGGAAAUGGAUUUGAGAAGGGCUCCAGAUGGAUUCCCCUUCUCUAGAUUAUCACUGACAAUGGUGCUAUUAUGUUCUUUGUGUUUAUUUUGUGUCUGUUUUCUCGUUACGGUUCUUGGCGAGAAUCAUUCUCGGCUACCUCGGAGAGUGCCACCUUCUUUUGGAUAGCACUGCACCGCUUACACACCAACCAAGGGCUGGACGUCAGCUUCAGAUGAGUCAGUUCAGACAGGAAAGUCAAACAAUUCUCAGCUCAGUCUAAAGUCUUAAAGUUUUCUGAACUGAUCCAACUGAAGCAGACGAUUCUGGUUCAGAAACACCUUAAAUCUUUGCUUCUUUUGUAUUUACUGCAGACUGAAACCACUUUAACCUGCAGUUAUGUUAAAGCCUUUGAAAACUGGUGGUUUUGCACGUUUUGCUAUGCUUCGAGAGAUUUGAGACUUACUUGAGGUGAAGUGAAACGUUAUAGUGAACAAUUUGUCAUUAACGUCCAAAUCACCCGCCAAAGUGCAACUUUACUUCAAAAUGAGACAAUUAGGAGAAACUUAUGAAUAAUAAAGAGUUCUGUGUUUUGUUUUAAAGAGUUGGCAACAGAUAUAAUAACAUGUUUUCUUAUUAAUUGACUUCAGGAUUUCAUUUAGAUCCAUUUACCAACAAAUAUCUCAGAUAUUUGUUGGUAAAUGGAUCUUUAAGCAAGUCUCACUUCUCUACGAGUUGAUUCUCAGAGUUUUUGGAAAUCUGAUAAACCAGCGACAGUCUGAAAUCGAAAGACGUGACAUAGGAUGAGUGUGAAUGUUGGAGUCCAGCUGCUCGUAAAGCUGCAUUAUCAUCACACUUUGUAAGUUAUCGUGCAAAAUUGCCAGAGAAGUCCUGACUUUACUAUGCAUGUGUCAUGUUUCAUGUAUACUUCACAAUAGAAAUCUGUGGUGCUACAAUACCCUGACAGUUGCAAUAUUUAGAAUGUUCUUACUAACCAGGCUAACCGGCACUUUUCCUCUAAGAAAAAUACAAAAACCUCUGCAACAGCUGACUGUAAUGACUUGAAUGAGGCCACCCAUUCAUAUAUAUAUUGCACUGAUGUGAACUCAUAUGGGUUGUAGAACAAUAAACAAGUCAAAUCUUAUCUUAGGUGCUUAUUUCCACUUCCACAGGCUUCAUCUUUACGUUGUGACCAAAAUAGUGUUGUUGUUUUGUUUUUUUAAACCCUUCAUUCUCACUAAAUUUGCAACAGGAAACCAAACACACACACACAUACACACACACACUCUCUGAUAGAUUGUUAAUUAUUGCUGUACAUAGUGCUUACUGUAUUUCACAGCAAAGUAUGUUAGAACAAAAGUCUAUAAUGCUGUCUGCUCUUUUAUUUUGAUUUAAAUUUUUUUGUUUUCUAAAAACCAGUUUAUGUUUUUUCUGUCCUUGGAUGUAAAAGAGGAAAAAAGUUUUUCCUUCCUGUACACAUCGAUUCUGCAGCCAAAAUUUGUGAAUACUGAUUCGCGGUGGUGCGCAAAGACGUGUAAGAUCAAAAAUUUUGUUAUGUUGACUUUGGUUCGGAAAUGUGAAUUAAAAGUGUGGUUAAUAUCUGACUGACUGUAACAUCAUCCUUGGACAGUGAAAGCUACUGGGUGACUUGUAACCACUAUGACCACUGUGUCUCUCUGCUGGUAGCCCUGAUUUUAUUACUUAUGUCACAUUUUUCUUCUUUUGUUUAUUUUAUUUUUUUGCCAGCUUUUGUUGUUUUGUAAUCUAGAUUGUAAUUAUUUUACUUCAGUCAUGAUACUAUCCCCUGGUUUUAUUUACUGAGAUGGGAGGGAAUGGGAAGAUAACGAUGUGUACAUUAAAUAUUAUGGAGAAAAAAAAGAAAAAUGCUUUUAGGAUGUUUUUUUUUUUAUAUAUAUAUAUAUGGAAAAAUAUAUUCACCACUGAUGAUUUAACAGAUAAAACAACUGUUUUUCCAAAACCAAUGAGUGUUUAUGCAGCAACUGGAAGUGCCUGGUGACAGAAAAGAAAUGCAGUUUUCCUCAAAGAGGAUCCAGAACAAACAAACAAAAAGAAACGGUUAUAACCUGUCUGUUUCUGUAAUGUGCAUUUCUGUGCUUACACACUUUGAAAUAAAGCCUCUAAACUAACUGA
Molecule: messenger RNA, 7706 nt
Organism: Larimichthys crocea (large yellow croaker)
Lineage: Eukaryota; Metazoa; Chordata; Actinopteri; Sciaenidae
Gene: col4a6
Product: collagen, type IV, alpha 6
Exons: 50
Coding region: 199-5349 (1716 amino acids)
Biological process (GO): extracellular matrix organization
Cellular component (GO): collagen trimer
Molecular function (GO): extracellular matrix structural constituent conferring tensile strength
Source: RefSeq, a predicted model, not a curated record